AUGCCUUGGUCCCGGACAGCGACACAGCUGAUGCUGCCCUUACGAUCGCUUGCCAGGGGGGUUUUGGCGCGGCCUGGUCCAUUUCCCAUCGUCCCUUUUGUCCUUCCUGGUAGCUACACCCCAGCCUGUCAUAUUCCCUCACCAUGCACGCCUCAGGUUCGACAUAGUUCCCACUCGCCGCUGGGGGCUGCACCGGUGAACCCCCGGAAAAAGGUGACGAUGCAGACCUUAAGGAGUCUCUACAAGAAGGGAGAACCGAUCACAAUGCUCACCGCGCAUGACUUUCCCAGUGGCCAUGUUGCCGACGCAGCUGGGAUGGAGAUGAUCUUGGUCGGGGACAGUCUGGCCAUGGUCGCCCUUGGGAUGGAGGACACGAGCGAGGUGUUAAUGGAAGAGAUGUUACUGCAUUGUCGGAGUGUAGCGCGCGCGGCUAAAAGCGCUUUCACGGUUGCAGAUCUCCCCAUGGGCUCGUAUGAAGUGUCGCCGGAACAGGCUAUUCAAUCGGCCAUUCGCAUGGUGAAAGAAGGUCGCGUCCAGGCCGUGAAACUCGAGGGAGGCGAGGAGAUGGCGCCGACCAUUAAGCGGAUUGUGCAGGCUGGAAUCCCUGUUGUGGGACACAUCGGACUCACCCCUCAACGCCAGAAUGCUCUGGGAGGCUUCAGAGUGCAAGGAAAGUCGACAGCCGGUGCGUUACGGUUGCUCAAAGACGCUUUGGCUGUGCAAGAGGCUGGCGCAUUCAUGGUUGUAGUCGAAGCGGUACCGGCUGAGAUUGCUGCGAUCAUCACUGAAAAGCUCUCUGUCCCCACUAUUGGUAUCGGCGCAGGCAACGGCUGUUCCGGACAGGUGCUGGUGCAGAUUGAUAUGACUGGCAAUUAUCCUCCCGGUCGUUUCCUCCCCAAGUUCGUCAAGAGAUACGCCGAUGUUUGGGGCGAGAGCAUCAAAGGGAUCGAACAGUACAGAGAGGAGGUCAAGAGUCGCGCGUACCCCUCGCAGGAGUACACUUACCCGAUAGCCAAAGAGGAACUCGCGGAAUUUGAGAAGGCUGCUGACCUGAUCAAGCGCUCCUGA
Aspergillus novofumigatus IBT 16806 is the source of this 1068-nucleotide messenger RNA. RefSeq names its product 3-methyl-2-oxobutanoate hydroxymethyltransferase ECM31. NCBI's taxonomy places the organism in Eukaryota, Fungi, Ascomycota, Eurotiomycetes, Eurotiales, Aspergillaceae. Gene Ontology annotation, biological process: pantothenate biosynthetic process. Gene Ontology annotation, molecular function: magnesium ion binding; 3-methyl-2-oxobutanoate hydroxymethyltransferase activity. The coding region runs from base 1 to 1068 and encodes 355 amino acids. The record is from RefSeq and is a predicted model, not a curated record. The transcript has 2 exons. Gene Ontology annotation, cellular component: mitochondrion.